CCACCAGCCAUCCUCACUGGGCGGACAUGCUCUGACCUCCUUCCACCGAAACAUCCGCCAUGCCCGGGACGGACACGAGGCGAGCCUGAAAUGCAUAAAACGCUGCGUCAACCCACUCACGGUGACGGGUAGGUUUCGGUCUCUUGCCCCAGGACUAGCGCUGCCUCCGCGACUGCCCGUGCCUAUUCCUUACUCCACGCAACGGUGGCAGCAUUUGGCUGAGCAACCGUAACUGCCUGUCCUUCCGAGCACUACGCACCAAGAUGAGGCUGCUGAAUACGUGGACAGGUCAAUUUGUGGACAAGGACCCCAAGGAGACCGGAUAUGCAAUCCUAUCGCAUACGUGGGACAACGUCGAACAGUCGUAUCAGGAUGUUCGAUUCAUCCAGAGCUCGUACAACGACCAGGGCCGACUACACCUCCUCGGCUUGCCAGCUCGCCUCGCUCGCAGGCUGGUUCGUAAGUCUUGGGACGUUGGUCAAUCUCUACUUCGCUCAGCAUCGGGGCCAUGUACCAAAGCCCAUCAUUACCUCCGUAGUGGCGUACGGCUGUUAACAAGGCACGGCUCGCGCUCCUCCGGGACCCCCAUGAUAUCUCCCCCUCAGAGCACAUACUCAUCCCCAGUUCAUCGACCGAGUACACCUCGACCAGUGUCUACUCCCAGCGCUGUCACGUCUAUCUGGUCUGAUCCUCGACUGUCGCCGAAGAUCCGAGACGCAUGCAGGGUGGCGCGCGAGGCCGGGCAUCGGUACCUCUGGAUCGAUUCCUGCGGCAUCGACAAGACGAGCAGCUCCGAACUGACCGAAUCCAUCAACUCAAUGUACAAGUGGUACGGCCUCGCGGAGGUGUGCUAUGCCUAUCUUGCCGACGUCCCGUCUGGCGAGGACCCUCGUGCCGACCAAUCCGCGUUCCGUGAGAGCCGGUGGCAUAAGCGCGGAUGGACGCUGCAGGAGCUCAUCGCGCCCUUCGAUGUAGUGUUCCUCGCCGAGGACUGGACGCAGAUUGGAACGAAGCUCGCGCUUGUUGACCUCGUCGAGGAGAUCACGGGCAUCCCUGAGGGGGCUCUGAUACACGCGAAGUCGCUCGACGAGUUUAGCGUGGCCCAACGACUCUCGUGGGCAGCGCAGCGGGAAACGACGAGAGAAGAGGAUCGCGCGUACUCGCUACUGGGGAUUUUCAACAUCAACAUGCCCACGCUCUACGGCGAGGGGGCGCGCGCUUUCCGGCGGCUACAGGAGGAGAUCUUGCGGCGCAUUCCCGACCUGAGCCUCUUCGCUUGGGAGGCCUAUAUCUAUGAGGACUUCGACACAGAUCAUGACCUUAUCCAGGCGCUACAGAAUGUCCGGUGGUUCGCCAUACGGAAGAGAGGGGAAACACCGCUUGACGCACGCAUCAGCAGCUUUGCAAGGGGGGGGGAAGAUCAAAGCCAUCCCUCACGACGACGUGUUCCGUCGGCUAGAGCUCACGGACCUUCCAGCUCCCGAAUACACCUUCACCCCGCACGGCAUCCGCACCAAGCUACCCGUCAUACCGCUUUCCCUUGCACUCCCUCAGCAGCCCGCAGAGCAUGAUGACAAAGAAUCCCACUGGUACCUGGUCAUCCUCGGGUGCGAACACGACGACUACCCUGGCGCUCUUCUCGGGCAGGCCUGCGUCAUCCCUCCCUCUGAGUCUGGCGUGGAAUACUUGUACCAAGGUCUUAUGGCGGUCAUGCCUAUACCACAACGCGGUGCUGUAUGGCCGGACAUCUUCCCCUUGUCGCCGGCAACCAUUGAGCGUUAUCGCGAGCACAUCCAGGUGAAGACCGUGUAUAUAUCUCAGCCGGAGCGUACUACCCCGCUAUCAAGGGAUGUUCUCCGUCGCCCGCACAAGACUCUCAAUCUGGUGCUGUUGAAGGAGACUCGUGAUGCUCUACGUGCCCAAGGGUACACAGCGGAACUCCAAGGGCCGGACGAGGACCAUCCAACCACUUACUGGCUCACGCUUGCCAACGACGACCAGAUGAUUACCGUAGAGUAUCAGUAUACUUUCGAGGGUGAUUACAACUAUCGUCGCUGGUUGCGAAUCAAGGCGACUGUCAGUAUAUUGCGACCCGCUUCUGGCUUAGCCGGAGGAGUGGAAGUGGAGCCGAGCUCUGUGCAGUGGUCGGAUUGGUGUGAUCCAGAUGGGUCAUGGAAUGCGUCGCUGCUCAUAGAGAAAGUUGCCUUCGCUCUCCCGACAAGGCAACUCACCAUGCAGCUCAGCUUCGAUUUUGCGGCGCCGUCGCAUUACUUCCUGCGCGUCGAAGUCGUCACCGAGACGCCGCAGGACACAUCUCCCACGUCGCCCGAGUCGGUCCAGGUAGACGGGCUUCAGGCGUCAGGCGCUGACGAUGAACAGGGCGCGCAGGACAACGAGGCCGAGGGUGCGGGAGGGGGAGGCGGCGUCUGUGGCGUCCUCGACGAUGCACGCGUUGGGAUGCUCGAUUCGGAGGGUGGCGUGGCUGGGCCGGAGGCGUGCCCUAACGGAGAGGCGAGCGGAGCUAGGCAGGCAUCGGACGACGGAAAGGUCGAUCAUGAAUUGGAGGGCGAGGGAGGCGUGUCGACUUGAUGCGACUGCUUGCCGGAUGACUUGAAGGGAGGGUAUGGCCAAAUUCCUGGCGGACCGUUUCGUGUUCGUUGUGCGUUCCUUAGUGCACUAGCAUUGUGUUCUCGUGUUUCUUUCGGAAAAUGGAAAGGAUGUCUAUACGGUUUGUUUGCGCCGUUGAUUUGGUCCUCGACCGACAACCUCACUCUAAUCUUAAGGCGUAAGACUGAGAUGACUUGUAUCGACGAAUGGUAUGAGAAGGCAGGGGGAGGAGAACCUGACUUGUCGGUCGCCGAGACACGCAGCUCGGACAAUAUUCGCAGACGCGGGCGCGGUCACGCUCUCUGCGGAGCGUGACGGGAGGCGUAACGCCUC
Molecule: messenger RNA, 2940 nt
Organism: Dichomitus squalens LYAD-421 SS1
Lineage: Eukaryota; Fungi; Basidiomycota; Agaricomycetes; Polyporales; Polyporaceae
Product: HET-domain-containing protein
Exons: 3
Coding region: 264-1571 (435 amino acids)
Source: RefSeq, a predicted model, not a curated record